Myodes glareolus (Bank vole) is the source of this 2459-nucleotide messenger RNA. The record is from RefSeq and is a predicted model, not a curated record. Lineage: Eukaryota; Metazoa; Chordata; Mammalia; Rodentia; Cricetidae.
GCUUCUCAAGAAUAUCUGAGCUAGUCAGUUAUGGUUUCUCAGACUUAGUACCUCCCAGUCUGCCCAGUGCUAUUCUUCCUGUGGGUUCAUCGGGGUGGGCACUGUGUCCUUAAAUCAGCCGAAUCAGUUUAUCCCUCUGGACUUAAAUUCCCCAGCCAGUGUCUAUAAUUGUAAGAUAGCCCCUCACUGGAUGCUUUCUGCGAACCUUCCCUGGAAAACCCAAGAUAAGGCAUGCUGAGGAGCCCAGAGCCCUAGGAAACCGAGACCAGGAGGGAGAAUUGGAGAAAAAAUUGAGGGGAGGGACGAGAAGUUGCUGAGAGGCAGCUCUGCAGCUUAGAGUGCUUACGGCUCUUGUUGAAGGCUGGAGUUCAGUUCCCGAGUCGGGUGGCUCGCAAUCGCCUGUAACUCCAGCUCCAGAGGAUCCAAGAUCAUCUUCGGAUCUGCACUAGCAUUCAAAGACGAACGGGGGUUCAGGAGGUCAAGGCCAGUCAGGACUAUGGAGGGCGUUCUAGGUCAGUCUUAGCCACACAUUGACCACAUAUUGAGACUCUGCAAAGGAAAAGAGAGCCUCAAGAACAGCUCCCAGUUUGCAGGUGAGGAGUGUAGGACAUUUAUUUCGAGGCCAGAGAAAGCAACAGGAGCCAUCCUUGUGUUUUGUUCCUGGGAUGCUGUGGAGGAUCUUAGCCCUACCUCUGUUGUGUUUAGGGUCAUUUCCUCCAGUUUUGUUUGAUAUGAAGACAGCAGCAGUGGAAGACGAUCUAUGCAGUACAGUCCCUUGUGUGUUUGAAUUUUCUAAGGCAUCUCUAAGAAAUCCCACGACUAUGAGCUACAGGCUUAAUGAGACCAUCAGCUUCCGUAUAGAUACCAGUCAGCCCAGAGCCCCUGUAGGUGGUCUCUCCACAGAGGAAGUAGAAGACUGCAUCCUGCUGACCCGUGAUGUGAUCAGAAGGGAAAACAUGACCUACUUGCUCUAUGAGGAUCUGAGAGAGGACAUGGGACUCUUCAUGUCAGACCUGACCCAAAAGCCAGAGAUUCACAUCCCAGAAAGUGGUGUGGGUAGAGAGCCUGCAACUUUGAUCUGUACCAUCGAAGACACCUGCCAGGGGCUGUGGAAGGGGCCUGCCAUGUCUUCCAACACGAUUGUCUCCAUCCGCUCCUCUUCAGAACUGUCCAGUGCCCCAAAGCCUGAGGACCGGGGCACCACCCUCAGAUGCCACUUAAGUCUGUCCUUAGUCAACCUGACCAGCAGUAAAGAAGUCAAGCUAAAACUGGUCUCGCCUGCUAGGCUGCUCAACUUCUCGUGUUUCCUGAAGAGGAGACUAACAUGCAGCUGUUCCUUCCAUGGGAUCCCGACACCCUCUGUGCAGUGGUGGCUUGGAGGAACCCCUGUGAGUAUGAAUAGCAUCGAUACUAUCCUGCACAUGACCUCCACCACACUGGAACCCUGGGCCAACACCACCAUCCACCUCAUGUGGGAACCAGAAGUCAUUAGGAGACUGCGCUGUGAGGGGAAGAACCAAUAUGGAGUCCAUGCUUCCAGGAUCUUCCUGAUACCAGAUAAAAGCUCCCUUUCCAGUGUCUUCAUGAGAGGGCUAAUCCAGGGCGUCGUGUAUGGGGCCAUAGCGUCUUCUUUACUCUUCUUCUUCCUUGUUGUCCUGAUAAUGAAGAUGCUUAACUGGUGGGGGGAAAACCAAACCUGCAAGAACAAAGAGGCGCCGAUCCUGAAACCAGUUUCAGAAGGAGCCAAAACGACUGAAGUCUGAAGCCUGGGCUGGGGAUCUUCUCUGGUGUCAUCAUUCCCUCCUCCUCCUCUUCCUCGUCUGACAUUUGGUCUGUUUGUUUGUUUUUUGUGAUUCCAGGUUUGGAAUGUAGGGCCUUGCUCAUUCUGAUACCAGGCAAGCGCUCCACUGCAGAGCCACACUCCAGCCCCUCACUGGGCUGAUUCUAGAAAAGCACUCUACCCCAUUCCUAUAUUCCCUGUCUUCUUUUACUUUUUUUUGAAGACAUGGUCUCACUUCAGUGUGACCUUGAACUUUGAGAUCCUCCUGCUUCAGUCGCCCAGUGCUGGUAGGAUGACAGUUGUUCCCUGCCAUUUCCACCCUAGUGUCUUUUCAUAGUACAUGUUUGGGUCUAAUCCACCCACGUGAACUCAUCUUACUUGAUUACCUCUGUAAAGUCGCGUCUAGAAGUGUGAUUUAUUCUAAGGUGGUAAAGGCCUGGAUUUUAACAUAGAAAUUAGGACGAAGGGACUGAGGCUGAGCUCAGUGAUGGCGUUGCUAGUCUUGCAUUCUUGAAGCCCUGGGGCUGAUCCCUAGUGCCACACAACUGGGGGGUGGCUCACACCUCAUUCAUUUCAGCACUGAACGACAGAGGAGGAAGGAUCAGGAGUUCCAGCUACAGAGUGAGUUGGAGGCCAGCUUGGGCUGUAUGAGAUCCUGUCUCAAUCAAGCAAGCAAUCA